AUGUCAAAGGCGGAAGAGCUCAUGAGGCGGGUGCCUACCCGGCCUCUUAUUACACGCUACAGUCUGGCCCUUUGCGCCGCCUUGUUGAUUUACUGCCUCUUUUUGUAUCCGGCUCUGCACCACCACCGCGGACCCCAUCUACAACAGCCAAAUGCCGACCAGGCGGCCAAUGCAGCCGACGCCGCUGUCCCGCUGACCGGCCCAGUCAAUGACGGCCAGGGAGCAGUCGCUGGACCACAACAGUCACCGACAGAGGAUGCAGCACCCAGAGAAAAAGUGUACAAACCCAUGCCGCUGGGCUAUGCGAAAAUCGAGGACCCCUUCCCGUGGUUGACGGUGAACAAGAGGGCGCCGCCCAUGUUGCCCGACAACCUGCCGCCAAACCCUCACGUGCCCGAGCACACGCCAUUGUUCAUCGGAUUUACGAGAAACUGGCCAAUGCUCUUGCAGUGUGUAGCGAGCUAUAUCGCAGCUGGUUGGCCUGCAGAUGACAUAUUCGUCGUCGAAAAUACUGGCACAUUCCGCGCCAACAAGGACGCAAAGCUCACCCUACAGAAUCCCUUCUUCCUCGACCACGCCCAGCUUAAAUUGCUUGGUGUGCACGUAAUCACGACACCGACGCUUCUGUCCUUUGCCCAGUUGCAGAAUUACUAUCUCAAUAUUGCCCUCCAGCGGGGCUGGGAGAAUUUCUUCUGGAGUCACCAGGACGUUAUUGUCUUUUCAGAUGAGGAGGUUCAGAAGAAGGACCGCGAUCACGACUAUGACCAGGACCCCUACGCCACCAUCUACGAGCGAGCCGUAGGUCUGCUCCGCUACCUCAAUGGGCCCGAUAUGCCCCCAUGGGCCACGCAUUUCUUUGCCUACGACCACCUCACCCUGGUCAAGCGCGACGCCUAUCUCGAGGUCGGCGCUUGGGAUACCCACAUCCCAUUCUACGGCUCCGACUGCGACAUGUACCUCCGCCUCCACUGGGCCGGCUACUGGCAGCCGCAGAGCGAGGCCGGACUGGUCUUUGACGUCAACUCACGUCUCGACGACGUAGGCGCCCUCUUCCGGAUACCGCGUGCCCACGCCAGCUUUGAAGGCGAUCCGCUGUUCAACGAUCCCAACCGGCCCAUGCUCGAGGCCGAGCAGAAGCAGGAGUACGAGGUUCGUGCCUGGACCGAAAAGGAGGGAGAGAGCUUCCAGCAUCUCGUUGCUGUCGCCGAGCGCAUGCAGGAGGCCAAGUGGGCCGACGACGGCAUCUGGCGCAACACGUGGCAGGCCAAGCAGGGCGGUGGCGCCGGCGAGCCCUUUUACCGCGACCCUGCCGGGUUCGAGGAUGGUGUCCGGACCAUGAUUGAUGCCGGCCGCCGCGUCUUUGCCGACAAGUGGGGACACCGCGGCUGCAACCUCAUUGAGAUGGGCAUUGAGCCACAGGACGCCUGGCGCCUCGAGCCCGAUUGGGAUCCUGCGACCGAAGGCAACGCUGCCGAGGGUGGUGACUGGGGCAAAGACUGGACGGGCAUUGAUUGA
Molecule: messenger RNA, 1515 nt
Organism: Pestalotiopsis fici W106-1
Lineage: Eukaryota; Fungi; Ascomycota; Sordariomycetes; Amphisphaeriales; Sporocadaceae
Exons: 1
Coding region: 1-1515 (504 amino acids)
Source: RefSeq, a predicted model, not a curated record